GCUUUCUGGGCAGCAGGGACUUGAUAGUGGAGAGAAUUUCAGUCUCUAGCGUCUUUUCCAUUAUGGCAGUGACUGAUUAUUUAUGCUUGUGGCAUUUCUCUCAGUGCAGAUGUGAGCACUGAACUGAAAAGACUAAAGAUACCUAGUAGGUUACUGAAAUUUCAGUGUCUUGGAGUACGGACUAUAUGUCAAAAAAGAGACCUCCUCUAAUUGCUUGAGCCUCAGGCACAAUGUUUCGCAAGAAGAAGAAGAAACGCCCUCAGAUCUCUGCCCCUCAGAACUUUGAGCAUCGUGUGCACACCUCAUUUGAUCCAAAGGAGGGAAAAUUUAUUGGUCUGCCUCCUCAAUGGCAGAAUAUUCUGGACACUCUGAAACGACCGAAACCUGUUGUGGACCCUUCGAGGAUCACCCGGGUACAGCUCCAGCCUAUGAAGAAGAUUGUGAGAGCUAGUACAUUUGAAGUGGAAGGAUAUAUCUCUGGGAUACUGAAUGAUAUCCAAAAGCUCUCUCUAAUCAGUUCUAACACUCUGAGGGGGAAGAGCCCAACUAGCAGAAGAAGAGCCCAGUCACUGGGACUUCUGGGUGAAGAUGGACCUACUGACAUGUACUUACAGUGUGCUGAACCAGACUGGGAAGACAAAUAUGGAAACUACCUCAACUGCAAUGGUGGAUCCAAGUCAUCUAGAAGGCAGACCUUGUGGCCAGAUUAUAAACCCAUGUUGGAUGGCCAGGCUCAUUCCAAUGGCCUUGUAAUGAAAGCUCAGUCCCUUGGCCCAUCAGAAUUCCAUGGCACAAAUAGCCGCUUUGUCCCACUCCCUUCAAGUUUUCAGCACCAGCAAUACAUCCCAGUUCCUACAGUAAACCAAGAAAACACUGGAGGGAGAAGAAACUCAGAGGAGCGCUAUCCUCCGGCUUACCAAGGGACCCACACUAAUUCAAGGCCACCUGGGGAAGGCAGUCCUGGUUCCAAAUCAAGGGAAAACAGCUUGAAGCGAAGACUAAUGCGAAGUAUGUUCCCUUCUUCCAGCACCACAAACAAACCUGGAAACAACCAGCAGAUAAAGCCCAACCCUUUCUUUAGGCCACCUCCACACUGGGGCUCGCCACACAGUCCUGCAGCCAAAUCCCAGUCACUUCCUUCAGACCAGCCAGCACUUGAUUAUGCUAGGAUUUCAGAAGCUGGUACCCCUCAGAAAUCGCCAACCAAUGAACAUGUAUCAGCUUUGCCUCAAGGCAGACCAUCGCCAGCAGGUUCACCCCGGAACCGCCAUACUCAGACCAGUUCCAGCAACCUUCAUCUUCCCUUGGAUUCUAAACUGCAAUCAGCCAAUGAGGAUCCAGCUGUUGUAACCCAUGAGCAGUUCAAAGCUGCACUCAGGAUGGUGGUGGACCAAGGAGAUCCCAGGACAAUGCUGGAGAACUAUGUUAAGAUUGGUGAGGGAUCGACGGGUAUUGUUUGCAUUGCUCGUGAAAAGCAUUCUGGGCGGCAGGUAGCAGUGAAGAUGAUGGACCUACGAAAGCAGCAGCGACGGGAACUCCUUUUUAAUGAGGUUGUGAUAAUGCGAGACUACCAACAUGACAACGUGGUUGAGAUGUAUAAAAGCUACCUUGUGGGAGAUGAACUGUGGGUGCUGAUGGAAUUUCUUCAGGGAGGAGCUCUCACUGAUAUUCUUUCCCAAAUCAGGCUGAACGAAGAGCAAAUUGCUACAGUGUGUGAGUCAGUCCUGCAGGCACUCGCCUACCUGCAUUCUCAAGGUGUGAUUCACAGAGAUAUUAAGAGUGAUUCUAUUCUUCUGACCCUUGAUGGAAGGGUGAAACUCUCAGAUUUUGGCUUUUGUGCCCAAAUCAGUAAGGAUGUGCCUAAAAGGAAGUCUUUAGUAGGAACACCUUAUUGGAUGGCUCCAGAGGUUAUUUCAAGGUCCCCAUAUACCACUGAGGUAGAUAUCUGGUCUUUGGGAAUCAUGGUGAUAGAGAUGGUAGAUGGAGAACCCCCUUAUUUCAGUGACUCUCCAGUCCAAGCAAUGAAGCGGCUCCGUGACAGCCCUCCACCCAAAAUAAAGAAUUCUCAUAAGACGUCUCCAGUUUUAAGAGACUUCUUGGAACGGAUGUUAACACGAGACCCCUUGGAGCGAGCAACAGCACAAGAACUCUUGGACCAUCCCUUUUUGCUUCAGACUGGACUUCCAGAGUGCCUGGUGCCUCUUAUCCAGCGCUACAGGAAACGCACCUCCACCUGCUGACCCUGAACUCAGGGAUACCUAGUAUCAUACUAUUACAAUGCAAACUUUUUCCUGGAAGCACUAACUGGAUCACUAUCAUCAUCACCAUUAUUAUAAUUUAAAAUAUUUAUAUAUGCUUUUCUACUCACCGGGGCCCUCAAAACAAUGUCCAGUAAGAGUCAUAACCUGUUAUUUAAAAACAAACAUUCUUUAAAAAAAAAUGGGCCAAAGCACAUCCAAAAGCCAAAGGCCUGUUAAAAGAAGUUUUUAUUUCUGGUUGACUUCCCUUGGAAGAGUUCUGCAAUCGAAAUGCUGCUACAGAAUAAGGCCCAUAUUAUGUACCUGCCAACAAAGUUUGCCUUGUUGAGAUACACAAUCAGGGCUUCCGAUGAGAUUCUCAAAUUAUGGACAGGCUCGUAUGGAUGGACAUAAUCUGUCAAGUACCCUAGCCUUGCAUUUGGAAUGUACCAGUGUUCCUUUGUUUCAAAUUUGCCAGUGUUUCCCCCCCCAAGAUGUGAAUGCGAGAGGGAGUUUUCACCAUCUUUGACUUCUUUUAAAAGUUUACUCUCUUUUUCCUGCUGAAGACAAUCAAAAGCUGGAUUCCCACAAAUCCUAACUGUAAUAUAGAUAUUGUGAAGCUCCUGGAUUAUUCAUACUUUGCAAGGCAUUGGUAAGACGAUUCUUUCAAUUUAGAAUGUCUGUCUGCCCAUCUCCAGGAACAGUAGCAAGAACUGGAGAGAGAUUCCUGCAGCAAAAUCAUCUUCUGUAAUGUUGACUGUAACAUAGGCCUCACUCUCUAAUCUUAAAUUGUAUCACAUCUUUCUUAAGGGGAAUUUAACUCCCACUGCAAAAGGAUUUGGUAUGUUAUUUCCUUCCAAAUUAUUUCUCCAGUAUUUUGAUUUCUUUCUGCAAUAGUGAACUGUAGGCUUUUCAAAGGUGAAGAGUGGUCUGUCAUUUCACAACCGAACAUCAGCUGGAGAGAAAUGCUUCACACCAGGCAGUUCCUGAGAGACAGUGGAACCUUAUGCUUGGGGCUUCACAACCUGUAAACAUGGUGCCUUCCCUAGCAGUGAUUUAAGAGAAGGCAUCAGAGGGAUUGUCUAAAUCAAAAGCAUCAAAUUUGCCAAUACCAGGACCCCACAAAAUAACACUGGACUUGCCAAUGGACACUGCUCUAAGGCAGUUAAAUUGGAUGGUGUUUAUACCAGCAUUAAAUUCUGUAGCAAGGUCAAUAAAACAUUGGAGCUCUUUUGUUUAUUCCACUGAAAUAAGUUUGUUUUGCUGGUAAGAAUAUUUAAUCUCUACCUCCCAUGUUUUUAAAGAGGGGAGAGAGUGCAUGGAAUAGAGUCCAAGUAUGUUUUCAUGGUUCUCUAAAAUCCUGGAGGUAGGUGGACUACUUUUAACAUUCUUUUCUAAAGCUGAUGCAGAAAUUUUGUACGGCAAGUCUUAUCAGUGUCAAGGUUAUCAGGUCAAAGUCAUUUGAAGCUUAGUUUAGGUUGUAUUAUGUGCAUUACUGUACGGGACGUAAUUGUGGCAUAUCUGGAGUUCAGUCUUGUGAAACAAACGUUUUGCAUUUGUGGACUAAAAAGGUUAUAGAAAGUGGGGAGGGAGGGUUGGAUGGGAUCAGUUUCAGUUCUACUGCCUCAUAACCACAGCUUGAUAAAGUUUAUAUUUUGGACCACAACACCCAGGAUCCUCUAGCUAGCAUAUUGCCUGUGGGAUUCUGGGAGUUACCAAAAACAGUAAUUUUUAAACAUUUGGUACAGAUUUUGCUCUCACAUGUUAAGUUAUUCAUCUACCCAGUGGCAGCAAGUGAUAACAGUAAACGAAUAAAAACCAACAAGUGAAAGAUGUUGGGGAAAUGUUUGUUGUAAAAUAUUUCUGUAUGUUCCAGGGUUCUGUGCAAAAAAAAAGUUUUUUAAAAAGUCUUACCUUGAAACAAAUGUUUCUUUUUGUGAA
Sceloporus undulatus (fence lizard) is the source of this 4178-nucleotide messenger RNA. It is a transcript of the gene PAK6, whose product is annotated as p21 (RAC1) activated kinase 6. Bases 231 to 2240 code for a protein of 669 amino acids. Lineage: Eukaryota; Metazoa; Chordata; Lepidosauria; Squamata; Phrynosomatidae. Gene Ontology annotation, molecular function: ATP binding; protein serine/threonine kinase activity. The transcript has 9 exons. The record is from RefSeq and is a predicted model, not a curated record. Gene Ontology annotation, cellular component: cytoplasm. Gene Ontology annotation, biological process: regulation of MAPK cascade; protein phosphorylation; intracellular signal transduction.